This is a messenger RNA of Closterium sp. NIES-65, 1575 nucleotides long. The record is from the annotation of a GenBank genome assembly. NCBI's taxonomy places the organism in Eukaryota, Viridiplantae, Streptophyta, Zygnematophyceae, Desmidiales, Closteriaceae.
AUGGAGGAGCGGAAGAGGGUCAGGGCUACCAUGGCUCACCUUCAGCGUGAGGUCGCGGCUCUGAAGCAGGCGUGGAUGGGUGACCCGAGCUGUGCUCGCCUGAAGGGGUUGCUGGACGAAAGGGAGUCGCAGCUCGAAGGUUACCAGCUGGUGCGGCAGGAGCGUCUGCACAUGAUGGCAGGAAUGAAAGAGGAGGUCUCGGGGGAGGUCGCGUCUCCAUUUUUGUCUGCAAAGAUUGAAGCACGGAAGGAGCGUACACAGAUCUCGCAGUUGGACGUUGGAGGGCAGCAGGCUGCUGACAACAAGGGUAUUUUAGGUGCAGCAUCGCAGUACUACAGGAAUCUGUUCGGGACGGACAGGCGGCAGACGGAGACUGCUUGGUUUCUGGCUGACGGGAAGAAGUUGUCACAAGCGCCGGUGAUCGACGUGUCUGCAGACUGGACGGAGAAGGAGGUGAAGCGUGCUUUCCGUUCGAUGGCAAAGAACAAGGCUCCUGAGAAGGACGGGCUGUUGCAGGAGCUUUUCGAGGACGCCAUCACCAUCCUGCUGCAUAAGAAAGGGGGGCGGGAUCAGUUAGAGAAAUACCAGUCGAUUACGCUGCUGAGUUUCACCUACAAGGUGCGGGCGCGGGUGGUUGCAGACAAAAUGAAGAGUGUGUUACAUGAAGUGAUCUCUUCGGAGCAGUAUGGCUUCUUACCAAGUCGAAGGCUGUCAGAUGCGGUGGGCCUUGUCACGGAUGUUAUUGAGGCGGCUAAGAACAAGGAUGAAGACUGGUAUCUUCUGCUAGUGGACGUUAGGAAGGCUUUCGACUUGGUCUCGAGAGACUUCUUGUUCUCGGUGCUAGAAAGAAUGGGUUUCCCUAGCCGGUUCAUAGUCUGGUUGCGCGACCUGCACAAGGACACACGUACAAGCCUGUUAAUCAACAGGUGGAUGGGCGAGGCGGUGGAAGUGGUGUCGGGAGUGCGCCUAAAUUGCCCGCUGGCGCCGUACCUUUUUCUGUGUGUGGUCGAGCCGUUGGCGCAAGAGGCUGCGAACCGAAAGCUGGGUCUCACGAGGGGCGACCAGCGUCUGGCGUACAUGGGCUACGCGGAUGGCACAACUCUGUUCCUGCAAGGGGAGGUGCAGAUAGAAAAGGCUGAAAAGCUGUUAGAGGACUUUGAAGAGGAGUCAGGCCUGGCUACGAACAAAGAGAAGUCGUCGAUCUUACCUCUGGGGAGGAACCUGGAUAAGCAGUCCGACAGAACUGACGGCUUCAAAUGGGUGAAGUCGAAUGAAGCCGAGCGGCUUCUGGAGGUGUCCCCGUCGCCGGUGGACGUAUGGGAGAGGAUCCUGAAGCUAACGCAUGAUUUCAUGUCUGGUAACCGGGCUACCACGGACAAGGGUUUCAUUCUGUGGAGCCGUGAGCUGCUAUACAUGGCGAGAGAGGACGAGGGUGUGGGUGUGUGUGACAUGGAGAUUGCGCUCACCUUCCUCACGGCUACGCGAAUUGGUCUGCUUCUUACCGAGACCAACGUGCUGAAGCGAGACAUAAUGCUUCAAGCAGGGGACCUACCGCUGGGGACGGACCCUUCGUAG